AUGUCAACAGCGCCUCCGGCUGAGUGCAGCUGGAGGACAAGGCCGUCGCCUGUUCGCGGCAACGCAAUUCCAACCACAGUUGGCUGUGCUCGACGAUGCGGCUGGAAGAGAUGUCGACUCACAUGGUCGACUCAGCGAUCCAGGUUCUUGCCAAGCACUCCUCCGCCAUGCCUGCGCAUGCACGGCAGCUGCAGUGAAAAUCCGAAAUGGGCACUGGAGGCGUUGAAAGCCAAAGGGUAUGUCAUCGUGCAGUUCACCCCCGAGGAGCAGGCCUGCCUGAAUGACUUGUACCGCUGCAGCCGCGAGUUUUUCAGCAAUCCUUCGAGGUACAAGGAGGGCUUCAAGUUCUUCCCAAUCCCGGGUGGCUACUUGACUCCCUUUCCGGGUACUUACGAGGUGUUCGAGCUUCGCCGAGGAUUGCCCAGUUGUCCUGCAGAACUUCGCCAGGCUAUGGAAGCGUUUGCUUUGUUGGAAAAGGUGGCCAUUGACUUUUCUGCAGAGAUUGGUCACGACGUCGGCCUUGAUUUGCACCGAAUGCCAAAUGACACUUCGUCAACCAUGAGGUGCAUUCACUACGACCGCCCUCUUGAGAGCCGCGGUGCUACAGACUUGCCCCAGGUGGCGAUACCAAGCAUUGCUGUGGGAGCAGAGGUGCGGCUGGUAAACUUGCAAGGCGGCGAGGCGACUCUGAAUGGGUGCAAGGGCGUUGUUGCUGGCAUGGACAAGGACGACUUCCAAGUGUCCCUGGCCGGGGCACCAGAGGCAGUACUCAGCGCCAGAGGCACUAGAUCAAUCGUCGUGCGGCAGGACAAGCUUCGUCUACUUCGUCCUGAUGCUCCCGGAAUGUAUCCAGCCCAUACCGAUUCAUCGUUGAUCACGGUCGCGCCGAAAAGCUCUGCACCUGGAUUGGAGGUGAAGGAUCUGCAAACCGGCGAGUGGUUCAACAUCGAGGACAUGCUACAAGUCGGUGAAGCCCUGCUAUUUGUGGGCGAUCCGUUGGACUAUGCAUCUGGCCACCGGUACCCUGCUUUGAUGCACAGGCCAGCAGUCUGCAGAGCUGGCUCAGCUCCUGCGGCAGAGCACCGGAUCUCAACGCCUUUCUUCCUCUACCCUCGGUCCGAUGCUGUGUUGGCUCCAAGCUGGCUACCGCGCUUGGUUUUCGAAGAUUUAAAUGGCAAUGUCAACAAAUGCCGUGAUCGAUUUCCGUGGAAGAAACACACGUGCUACUACAGCGACCUGGUCUAUUCUGAGCAGAAAGACUAG
This is a messenger RNA of Symbiodinium natans, 1263 nucleotides long. The record is from the annotation of a GenBank genome assembly. NCBI's taxonomy places the organism in Eukaryota, Dinophyceae, Suessiales, Symbiodiniaceae.